CAAAUGAGUAUACCUCACCCCCUUCCCCUCCCUCAUUUUCGGCCAAGGAGAACCAGGGAGAGCAAGAAAAUCCACCCAACCUCCUUCCUCCAUUGUUGAAGAAAGCUCAUCAAAGAGGAAUCACCCAAAAAGGAGCUAAAGUGCUAAAAGUGUGAAAUAAUUAAGGGACUUGUGAAAGGUAUUUCAAGUGAUUUCACAAAGUUGGUAAAGUCGCCGGAGUUGUCGCCGGAGUUGACCGAAAGUCGCCGGAGUUUCACCGGAGUUCAACCAAGAGGGGUAGAACUUCAUAACGCUAGUUCAAGGUUGAAGCUAGAGCUUGCUACUUGCACCUUCUCACGGGUGAUAUCACAUCAGGAAGACGUGACUUUACAUGAUGGUUGAAUUUAUCAACUGAAGCUGAUAUUACAGGGUAACCCAAUCCAGAUUUCCGGUCAGGCUUCUUUUGAGAACUUUGAAGUACGGAUUUACUGGACACACAAGCAGGCUAGCUCUAGAGAAUUUUUGUUUCAGCUAGGUUCUAACUUUACCAAGAGGGCAGUAGUUGAAGAUUCUGAGAAGCCUUUGUACCCAGGUUUAGAUCUAAAUUGUGACAAAGCUAAUAACUCUGUCAUAGAAAUAUGGUGCAAGCACCUAUAUGAGAAAAUGAUUGAUGAUGGUGGAGAAAUGCCCGUACAAUUUGGUACUUCUGCUGCUAUACAUCGCCCUAAAAGAUCGUCUGAUGAAGCAAUGACAAGAAGAUCUCAAUACAUUGCAGAUCUACUAGGCGUAGGGCUGGUCGGGCAGAUCACACUUAUCCCAUAUAAUGCAGAUGAUCAUUGGGUGUUAAUUGCUAUUGACAUCGCGUUUGGGCUUGUAUACUACUUAGACUCGCUUGGGGAUAUUCCACCCUUGGAUUUGCAGGUUAUUGUGGACCAAGGAGUAAAGAUGUAUCAAGCAUCAAAGGCAACUAGGCUGAAGUCAAAUUGGAUUAGAGUUGUGUGUCCCAAGCAAAAAGGAGCAACUGAAUGCGGGUAUUUUGUUAUGAAGUACAUCAAAGACAUCAUUUCUGAUAUUAGUUUGUUGAAGAAGAAUUUCAAUGCAGUGAAGGAGUAUUCUGAAAAUGACAUUUUACAAGUCCGUGAAGAAUGGAUUGCAUAUGCCGCCACAUUGCUAGAAUGAAUGGAUUGGCCGGUGGGGAGAAUUUGCAGCAUGCAAGGCCAGGGAGGAGUUUGUAGAAGUUUGAAGCACAAUGGAUAUUUUGGCUAGUUAGCACCUACAAGUGCCAUACUAUUAUAUUGCCAAGCUUUUGUAUUUUGGAGAAUUAAGUAUGACUUUUGUGUCCAAAAUGUGGAAUGUACUUUAGUGAACUUGGAAGUAAUCUUUUGUACGUACUCUAACUAUGGUUCAUGGAAACAGUUUGUUCCAUGAAAAACAGCCCAAAAAGACAUGAUUAUAAUAUCAUGCAUUUUGAUCAAGUUAGUUGUAUGGAAAUAAUGUAAUGCUACAUAAUUGCUUAUGAGUUGUACAUGUGCUUUAUUGCUUUGUA
Cuscuta epithymum is the source of this 1525-nucleotide messenger RNA. Lineage: Eukaryota; Viridiplantae; Streptophyta; Magnoliopsida; Solanales; Convolvulaceae. The record is from the annotation of a GenBank genome assembly.